Messenger RNA from Monodelphis domestica (gray short-tailed opossum), 1553 nucleotides. Lineage: Eukaryota; Metazoa; Chordata; Mammalia; Didelphimorphia; Didelphidae. The record is from RefSeq and is a predicted model, not a curated record.
UCACGUGAUACCGGCAUGGCUGUGUUUGUGGAUUUGAACCUGAGGAAGGGCUCAGACACUAAAGCACUUAAAGGGCUUGUGGAGAAUGCAGCUCACCUUGGAUAUUCAACUGUUGCCAUUAAUCAUGUUGUGGAUUUUAAGGGAAAGAAGCAGGAAAUUGACAAACCAAUAGUUCCUUCUGAGCUCUUUUCCUUUUUACCUAUUGUACAGGGGAAAUCGAAACCAAUUAAAAUUUUAAGUAGACUGACACUUAUAGUAUCAGAUCCAUCACAAUGCAAUGUUCUGAGAGCAACAUCUUCUCCUGUCAAGCUAUAUGACAUUGUUGCAGUUUUUCCUAAGACAGAAAAACUUUUCCAUGUUGCUUGCACUAGUUUGGAUGUGGAUUUAGUAUGCAUAACAGUAACAGAGAAGUUGCCUUUUUACUUUAGAAGAUCUCCUAUUAAUGUGGCAAUUGAAUGAGGCACUGGGUUUGAUCUUACUUAUUCUUCUGCCAUUAAAGACUCCACGAUGAGGAGAUACACCAUUUCCAAUGCACUUAGUUUGAUGCAGAUCUGCAAAGGGAAGAAUGUAAUUGUAUCCAGUGGUGCAGAAAGGCCUUUAGAAAGAAGAGGACUGUAUGACAUAGCAAACUUAGGCUUGUUGUUUGGACUCUCUGAAAGUGAUGCCAAGGCAGCAGUAUCCACAAAUUGCAGGGCAAUACUUCUUCAUGGAGAAACCAGAAAGACUGCUUUUGGUAUUAUUUAUACAACAAAGAAGCCAAGAACAACUGAAGAGGAUGACAAUGUUCCAGCAUGCAAAAAAGCCAAAUGUGAGGACUGACAAAAAAGUGCCUUGACUUUCAUCAGCCCAUCAUUCUCCUUUCAUUGAUUGACACCAACAUUCAUGAAGAAAACACUUUACCUGGAUUCCUGCUUGAAUUUUAUCUUGGAAUUGAUCAUUUUAUAAACUUUUAUAUUACAGUUAGUAAAAAUAGGGAACAGACUAAUGAACCACCAGUAAUAACCUUAGAAUUGAUUAAUUUAGAUAAACUUAGUUUAAAUGAAAAAGAGAAUAAUACUAUUUUGUUCCUGCUUGCCAAGUAAGACAUUGUAAAGAACAUAGUUAACAAAAUGUUUUAAUUAAUUGAAAUGUCACCUUAUCUCAUCUUUCUGAGUUCAAAUCCAACCUCAGAUACUUACCAGCUCUGUGAUCCUGGGCAAGACACUUAAGUCUGCCUUGGUUUCCUUAUCUGUAAGAUGAACUGGAGAAGGAAAUGACAAACUACUCUAGUGUCUUUGCCAAGAAAACCCCAAAUGGGGUCACAAAGAGUCCCUAAACAAUAAAUCAGCAACUUAAUUUAUUUUUUCCAUAUUGCUACUCAAGAUAAAUAGUAUAGUUAGGGGAAUAUUAAAAUUUGCCCUUUGAGUAAAAUAGUUGUAAUAUUGAAUUUGAGGUAAACUUAUUCUUUUUCAGAAGGUGGAGCAUCUUCGUAGCUCAGUGGAUUGAGAGCCAGGUCUAGAGACGGAGGUCCUGGGUUCAAAUCUGGCCUCAGACAUUUCCCAGCUGUGUGACUC